CACAGGAUCCGGACAAUAGCCAGAGCCCAGAGAGUCACACACAGAGUAAGGAGAAGGCCAGAAUACCCAGACAAUCCACCCAAAACGUGAGGGAUAAGGAGAAGAAGGAGGGUAAAACUGCCAAGAUGUAUCGUCGAGAUGAGAGAACAGCGCCACAUCAGAAAAACCAGGAAGAAAACCUCUGCUCUGCUUUAGGGGAAGUUACUGGGCAGAUGUAUAAUACAGCUGUGGAGAAAACUGAUGCCACAGUUUCAAUGGGUGAGGCCACCAUGGAAUACAAGAAGGAGGGUUCUGUGGAAGUUGGCAAGGGUGGGACUAAUACGGGAACUACUGAUAACGUCGAACAAGAGGGAGGAAGAAAGAAGUUGCCUGUUCAGAAAGACCAGGAAAUGAAAAAUGGAACCUCCGAGGCAGUUGAGGAUGAAGACACCAAGUGCACUGAUGGAGCUGUAGGCGGUUUGAGAGAACUGACGGAUCCCUAUAAGACUAAACAUCAAUCAUCAUUGAAAAAGACCAAAGGGAAAAAGUGUCUGUCAGUUGUGGGUAGGACCUUGAACCAUGACCAUCCAACAGUGGGAAAGGUAAAGCCACAUGACGAUGAAAACAAGGGUGACAUUGAGAAAGAGAAUAAAGCGUCAGAGGCAGCAAGAUGUGACAUCUCAUUCCAGUCUGGCCGGAAUGAUAAUCACAAACAAAGUGAGCUGGACAGGGCAGGAUCCCCUACAAUUGACCCUCCCAAUCAAGGGGACAAAGAAGACUUGCCCAUGGUGCCUGUAGUAGAGCCAAGCUCUAUUUUGGAGAAGCUACUUAAAAGAAACAAAAAUGAGGCGUCUCCAGAUCUCUCCAAAGUUAGAAAGGUGGUCUCUGUGUCAAGGGACCAGUCUGACGACCAUGACCAGCUGAAAACAUCUGAGACAAAGCCUUAUCCACAGGGUGUUGAGACGGGGGCCAUAUCAACACCAAUAUCAGCAUUGAAGGAAACAAAACCAAAACCUGCCGUGAAGGAAACAACACCAAAACAUGUCGUAAUGAAAACACCAAAAUCAUCCGCUGAUGUUGCAAAGACAGCUCCAUCAGAUAAGAAUAUCCCUGAAUUACAGUGCGAUGUUGAGGAAGAAACCAUGUCGUCAUCAUCCUCUGUAUGUGCAACAGAGAGACCCCCUGGAGCAGAAGUUAACACCAAGCCCUGCCAUGAGGAGGAUCAUCCACAAAGUCUGACAAAGAGUGAGCAGGCAGGGAAAACUGCUCAGGACUCCACAGAUAUAAUCUGUCUACCAGCUUCACUUCUAGAGACUGAAUCUGUCACUGAACGAGAAGUGGGGACAUCCACACCAAUGGAUGAGGCUGACUGUAAAGGUUCAGAGCAGGACUCGGCAACAACAGUUUCCUCGCCCCAAAACGAGGAGAAGACGAUGGAAAAUACACGCCCAACUGAAACGCAGUCACCAGAGAGCUCACAGAGUCCACCUGUUGAGGGCAGGCCCUCCUCUAGGAGUGAUGUCAUCGCAGAAAAACCUGCAUCUUCCUCAGUGUCUGAGGUCAUCACUGAGUCUACAGAGUCUACAUCCUGCAACAAAGAGGAUGAUCAAACCACAGAGCCCCUGCCUUUGCACAAAAUGGAUGAAUCACCCAGCACUAUCCCUAUCACUGAGAUUCCUCCAUCACAAAUAGAAAAUAUCACUGCGGGGAAGACAACACCUAGCCUAUGCACCUCAGAGGCCUUGCAUGAUGAUUCUAUGGAGGAGGCUAAGACCAAUAAGGACCCUCGUCAAAUAACAGACAUCCCAGUUGUAGUUAUAGAGGCUACCCCGGCCUCAGUAGGAACUGGGAUGGCUCUAUCAGAAGAAAGCCAAGGGAGUAUGGAUGAGACGCUUCAGUCUCAAAAUGAGACUUUAAAAACAGAGCCUGUGUCACAGCAAGUCACAGAGCGCACCACUGCAGUACAUUAUGAUGAAAAGUCUACCCAGGACAACGACGAAACUGCCUCAGAGUGUGACAAACACCAGGAUACUCCUAAAUCGAGGCCUGUUUCUGAACUCAUAAAGGAGAACAUUCUACUACAAGAAAAGCUGAAGCAUCCAGAUUUGACAAAGCCAUUGGCAGCAAAGCCUGAUUGGGUUUCGGAGCAAGCCCAGUCUGUGAAGGUGGCUCAGAUGUUGGCGGCUUUUGACUUCCCCAAGAAGUCCCCAGAGAAGGCACUGGAGAGGAAACCAUCUGUGAGAAAAGAUAUGUUCAGGCGAGUCGUGCGAGCGAGCAAAUUCCGUCAUGUCUUCGGCCAGGCGCUGAAGAAUGACCAGUGCUACGACGACAUCAGAGUGUCGAGGGUCACAUGGGACAGCUCGUUCUGCGCCGUCAACCCCAAGUUUGUCGCCAUCAUCAUAGAGGCCAGCGGAGGCGGGGCCUUCCUGGUCCUCCCUCUUCACAAGUCGGGCCGCAUUGACAAGGCCUACCCCACAGUGUGUGGUCACACGGGCCCUGUACUGGACAUCGACUGGUGCCCCCACAAUGACCAGGUCAUCGCCAGCGGCUCGGAGGACUGCACGGUCAUGGUGUGGCAGAUCCCUGAGAACGGGCUGGUUACCGGCUUGUCUGAGCCUGUUGUGGUCCUGGAGGGGCACUCCAAAAGGGUUGGCAUCAUCACAUGGCACCCCACGGCACGCAACGUCCUGCUCAGUGCUGGCUGUGACAACCUGGUCAUCAUCUGGAACGUGGGGACCGGCGAGGCCAUGAUCCAGUUGGAGGACAUGCACCCUGACGUCAUCUUCAGCGCCUGCUGGAACCGCAAUGGCAGCCUCAUCUGCACCGCCUGCAAGGACAAGACCAUCCGCGUCAUCGACCCCCGCAAGGAAGAGAUUGUAGGGGAGAAGGAGAAGGCACACGAGGGGGCGCGGCCCAUGAGGGCCAUCUUCCUGUCGGACGGGAACGUGUUCACCACAGGCUUCAGCCGUAUGAGUGAGAGACAGCUAGCCCUGUGGAACCCGCAAGCUAUGGAUGAGGCGAUCUCAGUGCAUGAGAUGGACACAAGCAAUGGAGUCCUCUUGCCCUUCUAUGACCCAGAUACCAAUGUGGUUUACCUGUGUGGUAAGGGUGACAGCAGCAUUCGCUACUUUGAGAUCACGGACGAAGCCCCAUUUGUCCACUACCUCAGCACCUUCACCACCAAGGAGCCCCAGAGGGGAAUGGGAUAUAUGCCCAAGAGAGGCCUGGAUGUCAACAAGUGUGAGAUCGCCAGGUUUUAUAAACUGCACGAAAGGAAGUGUGAACCGAUCAUCAUGACUGUGCCAAGAAAGUCUGACCUGUUCCAGGAUGACCUGUACCCAGACACGGCAGGCCCAGACUGUGCCAUUGAGGCGGAGGAUUGGUUCGAGGGGAGGAACGGCGAGCCCAUCCUCAUUUCCUUGAAGAACGGUUACGUCCCCGGCAAGAACCGUGACCUCAAGGUGGUCAAGAAAAACAUCCUGGACAACAAGCUGAGCAAGAAUGCGGAGAACACGGGCACAGUCACCAAGUCUGCCUCAUCCACUCCAUCCAUAAAAAACGAAGGCAAGCUGGAAGAGAUCUUGAAAGAAAUCAAAUCUCUCAAGGACCUGGUCAGCAGUCAGGAGAAGCGAAUCAUCCAACUCGAGGAGCAGAUGUCCAAGAUCGCCAUUUAAGGACCCUCCCCUCGCCCCAACACAAUUCAGGACGAUCCGUUGGCGGGGAGGUGGGCGGGACAUGUCACUGGCAAUCUAGAUGACAGUGUUCCGCCAGAAACCUGCCUAGUAACGAUCCCAAGCAACAUUCCGAGAUUUAACUUUUUUCUUAGCCAGCCCCUAACCCUCAGAUAAAACAGAUGAAAUAUGGCAAACCUUUCCAUUCCUUUUAAUAAGUGGCAGUUUAGUUUUGUUUGUAUGAAAAUUCUUACAAAUUCCUUUUUAAGAUUGUGACCUAGAAAAUUCCAUUGUGAACAGUUCCUGUUUGGGUAAACCAAAAUGUUUUUAUAUGUAGGUAUCAGUAUUUUGUCUCCCCCAUACCCCAACUUCUUAUCUUGCCAAAUUUUUAAGGAGUUUUGUUUACACACCUCCUUGACGGUAUAUAUUUUUUCUUUUGUUUUCUGGGAAGAUUCAAAAUCCGAACUAUAAGGGACAAUGCAAUAAGCUGGUAAUGCAAGGAGAGGGAUUUCAACAAUCAAUCAAAUACUGUAAAAGACAUCAAUGAGAAACUGACUGACAGACCACCAAACACUCAGAGAAAUUGAUCCUGAUGUAUCAUAGAGCUGUUAGAUAUCAAAGACAACAGAAGUGGUGACAUGAUUCAUGCUGUAAGUGUUGUGACGGUUCCCUUUUUUCUGAAACUCAACCCUUACCCUCCCCUCUUAGUGGACUACAUCGUAACGGGACCACUGUCUGUACACUUGCUACCAUCUCCUGACCAGAGUUAAUGCUUGCAAUAGAUAUUCUACUCAAGAGAGAAACGCUCCACUGUUCAUUCUCUAUCUUUUGAUCUCUAGCUUGUCUUACUAAGCAAGCAGCAAACAAAGUCCUUUCAUAUCAUUUGAUACCUUCUAUAACGUAUGUAUGCAUCUAUCACAGUAAACGACUUGAACACCGUUUUCAUCAUCUCCAUCUAUUUUGUGUCACAGGAACAGAAAGGGUAUUAGUGAACUAGAUACAAAUGACAGGUUAGAUGUCACCUGUACUUCUCGUCGCCUUAGAUUUCACCUUAAACUGGUUUCUUGUUUGGAGUUUACAAUGCACAUGCCCCAAUCCAAAAAUCCCUUUCAAUCAUUUAGGUGACCACUGCCAUCAACAUUGUUAGUUCCAGUCUUAUGAAACAGAAAUUUGUCAUAGUUUGCCACUGUUUGUUUGUCAGUAUGUCCCCCCUCCCUGUGACACAGAUGGUAUGUAUGUACUGUAAGCUCUGCACUGUAAGUCAGUGCUACUGACUCAUGACAUGCAGUCACCUGGGCUGCUUCUUUUGUACGGGUUCGUGUGCCAAUGACCUGUGUGCUGCCCAGAGAAGGACCAAUGGAAUUGUGGGUUAUGUCGCUGGUUAACAUUUCCACAGGCUUUUAGUAGUAUAUCAGACUUGUUCUGCCUCUGAGGUGUUUGUGUGUCGUUUGUGAGGUCAUAAACCCCAAUGUUGAACCAUGCCAUUGUGUUCAGGGUCCGUGUGCUAGGAUGCUCACUAUUCACCAUCUCAUUGGCCCAUAUCAGUACAGCCGACCAGAGUGAGUGACAGGGUGUGUCUGAAACUAAAACAAUUUGAUCCUGCGUUGAACCUCUGUUUGUUAACAAUGGACGACAAGAUGUAACGUGGAGAGGCAAGGCUUUCAGGAUGUGUGAAUAUGUGCCUCGUAUUACUUUGUUCUUGUUGGAGCUUUUUGUUUUCCCAGAUGGGGAAUGUGAGAGGGAUUUUAUAUAUGAAAUGGAUUCACCGUAGGGUGUGACCAAGGUUCUGGCCGAUGAUAACAGAAUUAGAUGGUGUGGUGAUGAUGCUAGUAAUUUAAAUACUGUAUGUUUUAGCCUUGCUUCCUUCUCCGGCUCUCCCAUUGCAGAUAUCCCACUAUGUACUUCCUUAGCAGAAUUUUAAAUAGCUACCCUUAACUACUCUGUCACAUCACUAGAGAAUCAGAGGAACAAGGAGUCGUUUGGAUCAUCUGAAUAUUUGAUGGUGUUGCCAACUACGAUAAUAAAGUAGGUUCUGUUGCUAUUUUUGUUUAUUUUCCAGACGGGGUGGGUUAAGGUUCAAUGUUAGCCUUUAAAGUUUGUUACCACUGAAUAGAUCAGAAAGUGCCGCAGAGGUGUGCACAGGAAGUGCUUAUGGAAGACAGGGUUUGAGAAUGGUGUGAGUUAUUUAGCAGGUUAGGGAGUGAAUGGGCUGCCUGAGUGGCUAGAAAGGCAUAGAAAGCACUGAGAAAUGUACAUUUUCAUCAAUCCAUCUUGGAAUCCAAGUAUCUAAGAUUAUAACCAUAGAUGCAAUUGGACACAGAAUAUGCACCGUCUGGUGUUGUGGAAUAUUUUAUUGGGGUUGAGAAUGACUCCAAGGUGUUCUACUGUGCUGUAGAGAUAUGGAUUGGCCAGGGCCAGGGGAGGUUGUCUAGGGCCUUGUGUCCUGUAUGUACAUCAGUGCUUCUACUGAGCCUCCUUGGACCACUCGAGGCAGUGAGAGCUGUGAUGUUUGGAAUAUUAGUGAAUAGCGAUUCAAAGGGACACUGUAGGUUGGCGAAAUAUGUAGAGAUGUAUGUGAUGUUUUGAAAUAAAGGCCUAGAAUAUGAUUGAAAGCUUUGUAAAUAACAUGACCAUGUAAUUGUAUUUUUCUUUGUACUUUUUCUUAAUUGUUUUGUUUUUGAGCUGGUGUUUGGUUAUGGUGGGUUUUAAAUGUUUCCUCUUGUCUGCGUUCCCUGUCCUUGCCAUAAUGCAUCAUGACAGAACAGAAUCUCCAUUCUGUCACAGGUAUUAUAGAUACAAAAAGACCUAAAUGAAUUACAGAAGAAAAACAAACAAGAAUUCAGCCUCUUGUGGAGGUCUGUUCAACAUUUUUGUCAAUUUUUCCUGCUUCAAGUAUCAACUCAUUAUCAGAAAAAUUAAUAAAGAAAUGAAAAGAA
Molecule: messenger RNA, 6586 nt
Organism: Salvelinus fontinalis (brook trout)
Lineage: Eukaryota; Metazoa; Chordata; Actinopteri; Salmoniformes; Salmonidae
Product: coronin-1C-A
Exons: 11
Coding region: 126-3653 (1175 amino acids)
Biological process (GO): actin filament organization; neural crest cell migration
Molecular function (GO): actin filament binding
Source: RefSeq, a predicted model, not a curated record